AUGAUCGAAAUGAUUCAUAUAUUAGUAAUUGCUUGGCAAUGUUUUAUUGCCAUCGAGAGCAUUCACUUCAAUGGCGGUACGAUUCGGUGGGAACCUGUUGAUCCCCAAGCCAAUUCAAGCCUGGUUGCGAUUAAUAUCAUACAAUCAUAUUCUUGGAGCUAUCCGACGAUACAAUGUGCAAACGAUGUGCCAAUUUCCACCAGUGGCCGAAGUGGUACGAACGCCAAUCUAACAUGCGUUGUCGACUGUUCAAGCGAUGGUGGCUAUUCAGCGAACCCAGUGAAUAUUUUAACUGAUUGUGUUUCGACUAUUCCGUCGCUAAGCAUGAUGACUAGUAAACGAUCAGUCAAUACAACACUCAAAGCCGAUGCACACUUCUACAUAUCGUAUCGAGGAAGUGCUUGGCGGACUAUAGGAAGUCCACCACAAAGUGAUCUUUACUGGUCAAUUGUGUGUUUCAUUGACCUUCGACGACGAUCAGAUGGUAUCAUAAACACCCCACCCGAAGCGAACGUCAUUUCACCACAAUAUGCCAUCGUGAACAGGACCACUCAAAUACAAAUACCCGUGUCAGAUGUCAAUGCAGGUGAUGAUUUACGGUGUCGAUGGUCAGUGUAUGUGCCUGGUGUUCGAAGACGGAGACAGUCAAAUGCAAACCAAAAUCUAUAUGACCGAUCGGCGCACCAGAUGUAUAGAAAAAUAGACGCAGACGGAGAAAUUCCUCAUAUUAGAAAAAAAAGAACAUGUGGUGGUGGUUAUACAUGCUAUGGUCCGACGUGUGAUUAUAGUUGCUGUUGUUCCAGUGCAUCUUGUUCAUCAGCACCUAGCUGUAUGGGUCAGAACUGUAACUCACCUUCUGGUUGUCCGAUUAUAACAACAACUACGACAAAAUCAACAACAACUAUGAGAACAUCAACAACAAUAACAACAACUGAAAGUAUGACUACCGUGGAAACCGCAGGAACGUUACCAAUCACUAGCUCAUAUCCAAUACGCCAGCCCAUUGACGAAUGUGGCGGUAUUUGCUAUCCGAAUACGGUACCCGUUGGUACGACUUUGUCAAACUGCACACUAACAUUUACAGGACUUAUACCAAACACUUGGUAUGCUGUCUCAAUUCAAGUUGAAGAUUUUAUAAACUCUACCAGUAUGACUCCUAUGAGCUCAGUUCCAGUUCAACUUCUGAUUUAUGUCAUGCCGACACCAAACUGUUCCAUAGCACCGAGUAUUGUGCCACUGGAUGGCUGCCUCGAAGUAACAGCAAGCGUUAUGAAAAGUUUCAAUAUAUCUAUAAUCAAUAGAUGUAACCCUUUCAUCUCGAAUGUCAGUAGUGUUGUUGUAUCGAAAGGAGUUACUGGGAUGCAAGUUAGCAAUAUAACGCAAUCAUCAACAAAUGUAUCCAUGUUCUAUACUACAUUUACUUGGACACCGCAAACAAAUCAACUUGGUCAGCAACAAUUGUGCAUAAUAGCUGUCACUGAUGAGAUGGUACAAUCUGCGGAGUAUUGUGUUAUAUUCACUGUAAUAGCUUCAUAUUCUCCAUGUGUGACAACAACGACUAGUACAACGACAUCCUCAACCAGUAGCACUACAACCACUUCGACAAGCUCGAGCACCACAUCAACUUCAACCACAACAACUACGACUAGUACAACGUCAACAUCAACUUCCACAACAAGUACAACAACGACUACAGUCACUACGACAACAACGACAACAACAACGGCAACACCAACGCGUCUAGGAAGCAAGAUCAAAUGGCCGCUUAUAUUAGGAUUAUCAUUGUUGUCUCUACUGUUAGCUUGUUGUUGUUUCGGCUGUCUUACCUAUUGGCUGUUGCGGAAAUCUGCAAGGCAUCGUCACCAACAACAGAAAGAGAAACGUAUUGAUCAUGAUCUACCGUCUGUGGAACGCGUUGGGCAAAAAACACGUUAUCGUGAAUUGAAUAAAAAAAUUCGACUUACAACACCUAAUGUCAACGAUCAUGCGUACGAUUCAAUCGACCUCAUUAAGAACAGAGACAGUUACUUAUCCAUGACUAAAAGUCAAACAAGUGCAGAGAUCAAUGACAUUCGUGUACAGGACGCUGAAACCCCUUUUGAAAUUAGAAAUGCAACGAUUCAAUCGCCAAAUCAUGUACAAGAAAAUAAUAGUGCAUCAGUGAAUCAUCGUCCUGGAGUUGAAGUUUGUCGUGUGAGCCGAAUGUCCAAGUUGUAUGAGAGCAAUGAAAGUCUAAGCAACACACAAAGAUUAACUACUAACAAGCCAACAAGAACUGCAUCAACAUCACCGCGGAAGGCUAGUGGAACUACUGUUAUUAAACUUCUACGAAACAAGAACGUCAGGGCUGUUAGUACCGAUGCAAAUUCGAAUAAACUCGACGAGCAACGAUAUUGCGAUGAAGCACUUUCAAUUUCGACAAAUAAAACAAAUCAAAUCUUGAUCAAAAGUAGUAAAUCAACAGCAGUAAAAACUGUCGAUUCAUCUCUGAAGGCCCAAUCGCGACCGACCAGUCUUCGUGAAAUUAGAGUUGUCAAAGUUCCAAAAUCAAUAAUCACGAGCCCCGUUGUCAUUGACUUGCUGAAAGAGUAA
Messenger RNA from Adineta ricciae, 2592 nucleotides. The record is from the annotation of a GenBank genome assembly. Lineage: Eukaryota; Metazoa; Rotifera; Eurotatoria; Adinetida; Adinetidae.